GGCAAAAUGAACAACACUAUCUGGCCGGCCGUUGGGCUCCUUGUUGGAGCGUUUCUUCUUCAUCGCUGUAUUCUCAUCAUCUAUCGGGUCUUUUUCCAUCCCCUAUCCCACUUCCCAGGUCCGACUGUCUAUGCAGCUUCAUACCUGCCCUAUCUAUACAAGAAUAAGAUUGCCGGAAAUCUAGUCAAGCAUAUGGUCAAGAUCCAUGAAAAGUACGGCCCAAUCGUUCGUAUCUCCCCCACCCAGCUGGCCAUCGAUGGUUCCAUCGGAUGGACCGAGGUCUUCACCCGUCGUUCCACCAUGGGCCCUGAAUUCGGAAAGACAGCGACAUUCUACGGCCCCAGGAAUGGAAUCGGAAUCUUGCCUGCUGGUCAGGAGGAUCAUCAGCGCCAGCGCCGGUUAAUGGCGUAUGCCUUUUCUGCAGCUGCAUUGAGCGAACAAGAGUCGUACCUCCAGCACUAUGCGGAUCUAUUGAUGAAACGGCUGAGAGAGCGGAUGCUAGCUGGAGAGCCGGUCGAUAUGACCCGGUGGUACAAUUACCUGACUUUCGAUAUUAUCGGCGAGCUUGCCUUUGCGGAUCCGUUCUACUGCCUCGAAAAAUCCGAUUAUCAUCCCUUGGUGGCUAUGAUAUUCAGCGGAAUUCGGGGAAAUGCCCGCAUGUCGUUCUUCGACCAGUAUCCCCUCCUUCGUCCGUGGGUUGACCUGUUCAUGACGACCAAGGAAGACAUGGAAAAGCGACGGCAGUAUUACAUGUUGGCGCGGUCUAAGACAGAAAAACGGAUUGCCCUGGAGGCUGAGGCUGACACCCGCAAGGACUUUAUGACUUACAUUCUCAGCCACAAUAAGGAUGGAUCCGGCAUGACCCAUGAAGAGAUCAUUGCCAAUGCACGCACACUGAUUGGUGCUGGCAGCCAUACCACGGCUUCCGCAUUGACGGGUCUAACGUUUUACCUAACACAGUCGCCCGAGAUAUAUAGAAGGCUGACUGAGGAGAUCCGGUCCACUUUCUCAUCUGAAGAGGAAAUCAACAUGAAGUCCACCGUGGCACUGCCUUUCCUCAACUCUUGUCUCGAGGAAGUGCUACGCAUUUACCCACCAUUAGCAGAGACGCCUCCGAGGGUGUCGCCGGGUGCUGUUGUGAAUGGCCAAUAUAUUCCCAAGGGGACCUCUGUAUCUGUCUUCCAAUGGGCAACAAAUCACUCACUAAGCAACUUCACCGAUCCAGACCAGUUUACUCCCCAACGUUGGCUUCCAACAACAGAUCCCUUGUACGAUCACCGAUAUGCUUCAGACAACAAAGAGGCCUCGAAACCAUUUGCCGCCGGUCCUCGUGACUGUCUGGGGAGAUCCCUUGCCUAUGCUGAGAUGCGACUGGUGGUGGCUCGGCUGCUGUGGAAUUUUGAUAUCGAAUUGCUGGAUGGACAGCAGGAUUGGGUGGCAUGUCAAAGAGUAUAUAUGGUGUAUGAGAAGUCACCGCUGAUGAUUCGCCUGAAUCAGCGGACUGGGCUUGAGGGAUGAUCUUACUAUGCAUGUAUUACCGAAUUAUAUGCCCUAUGCAUUUUCUCCCCUGAUAGUGGCCUCGUAUCAUGACUGAAUGGC
Molecule: messenger RNA, 1599 nt
Organism: Aspergillus wentii DTO 134E9
Lineage: Eukaryota; Fungi; Ascomycota; Eurotiomycetes; Eurotiales; Aspergillaceae
Product: cytochrome P450
Exons: 3
Coding region: 7-1518 (503 amino acids)
Molecular function (GO): oxidoreductase activity, acting on paired donors, with incorporation or reduction of molecular oxygen; monooxygenase activity; heme binding
Source: RefSeq, a predicted model, not a curated record